Messenger RNA from Cotesia glomerata, 2014 nucleotides. RefSeq names its product potential E3 ubiquitin-protein ligase ariadne-2 (gene ari-2). The transcript has 8 exons. The record is from RefSeq and is a predicted model, not a curated record. Gene Ontology annotation, cellular component: ubiquitin ligase complex; cytoplasm. Gene Ontology annotation, molecular function: ubiquitin conjugating enzyme binding; ubiquitin protein ligase activity; zinc ion binding. Lineage: Eukaryota; Metazoa; Arthropoda; Insecta; Hymenoptera; Braconidae. The coding region runs from base 165 to 1676 and encodes 503 amino acids. Gene Ontology annotation, biological process: protein polyubiquitination; positive regulation of proteasomal ubiquitin-dependent protein catabolic process; ubiquitin-dependent protein catabolic process.
GAAUACACAUACAGUCAAACGUCAGAGUUAUAUUUGCACCAGGUGAUGCUGAUCCUAAACUUUAAAAAGUUAUUUAUUUCAUAACAAUAAACCUUUUAAAUAAAUGUAUUUAUCGUGAAAUUUAUAAUUCUCACAAGGGAUUUUAAUUAUCCCUAAUUACCAAGAUGUCAACCGAAGAAUUUGACAGUGAUAUGGAGUACUCGGACUCUGACUGUGGUGACAAUGGUUACGAGGACUACUACAACAACCAGCACUGGGGCAGUGAAACUGACAACGACUUUGACAGUGAUCACAAUAAAAAGGACCCAGAGUACGCUAUACACGAUUGUCUUAGAGUCGAGGAAGUAGAGCGACUGCUGAAUGAGAAUGUAGAGGUGCUGAGCACCAAUCUGCACAUAACUCCAUCGCUGGCUAAAGUUUUGCUCCACACGCACGACUGGGCUCUGCAAGACGUGCUAGCUAAGUAUCGUACGAAUGCUUCCAGUUUGUUAGUUAAUUCCAAAAUUAAGUCACCUCAUCCUCCGGAUCCAGCUUCUGCAAUGAAAGCCCAAAAGGGCGGCCAGUGUUCUGUGUGUAUAACUAAUUAUCCGCCGGAAAAAUUUGCAACUCUGACGUGUGGCCACGCUUUUUGCAAAGACUGCUGGUGUAUGCAUUUUGAAGUGCAAAUUUUCCAAGGAAUUUCUACUGGUAUUGAAUGUAUGGCACAAGGAUGUGGCGUGUUAGUACCAGAGGAUUUUGUCCUUUCAUUACUAACAAAGCCUAACAUGAGAGACAGAUAUCAAAGCUUUGCGUUUCGUGAUUAUGUAAAAACACAUCCUCAAUUGCGUUUUUGUCCGGGACCCAAUUGUCAGAUAGUUAUGAAGUCUAAAGAACGUCGAGCUAAACGAGUUAUCUGCUUAUCAUGCAAAACUAUUUUUUGUUUCUGUUGUGGAAUGGACUAUCAUGCUCCAACAGAUUGUAAGACAAUAAAAAUGUGGUUGACUAAAUGCGCCGAUGAUUCUGAGACAGCAAACUAUAUUAGCGCGCAUACCAAAGACUGUCCUAAAUGUCACAUUUGUAUAGAAAAAAAUGGGGGUUGUAAUCACAUGCAGUGCUACAAUUGUAAGCAUGAAUUCUGCUGGAUGUGCCUUGGAGAUUGGAAGACUCACGGUAGCGAGUAUUACGAGUGCUCGCGAUACAAAGACAAUCCAAAUAUUGCGCAUGAAAGCUCUCAUGUUCAAGCAAGAGAGGCACUGAAAAAAUAUUUACAUUAUUACGAGCGAUGGGAAAAUCAUAGCAAGUCGCUGAAGCUUGAAGAACAAACGUUAGAAAAUAUUAAGUCAAGAAUUAAUAAAAAAGUUAUGAAUGCCAGCGGUACCUGGAUUGAUUGGCAGCAUUUAUUUGGCGCGGCUUCAUUGUUAGCCCGUUGUCGCUACACUUUACAGUACACAUAUCCAUAUGCGUAUUAUAUGGAACCUGGACCGCGUAAACAACUGUUUGAGUAUCAACAAGCACAGUUGGAAGCUGAAAUCGAGAACUUGUCAUGGAAAAUUGAACGAGCUGAAACCACAGACCGUGGUGAUUUAGAAAAUCAGAUGGAUAUUGCUGAGAAACGUCGUGUUACUCUUCUGAAAGAUUUUCUAGAUGAUGCAGUUGAUUACAAUAACAAGUAUUAUCAAGAGGAUCAAAGAGCUUGAUAGUUAUACAGUCCGAAUCACUGAGACAUAAUCUAGCGUUUUUAAUUAAAUGAAUUUUGUGUACUCUGUAAGAAUAUUGGUGAAUUAUUAGUACUAAUAAUAAUUAAUCAAUAAUCUAAACUUACAUAGAAAAUGUACUAUUAAAAAUAAUUGUGAGAAUAUAUUUAAUUACGCGUAAUUGUAAGUUUACGUUUUAUCGCGACAAUUAGAGCUUACCAGUUCAUUCGCAGUAGGAAAAAUAAUUCGUGUUUGUUGAGUGCCAAUAUAAACAGAAUGUUUGUUGAUUUUAGUAAUUAUAAUUAUACAAAUUAAUUCUUUAUUAUUAUUUCAAUAUUCAA